UUUCCUAUCUAUCGUGCACAGAGCCGCCUUCACACUGAUCCGGAUACCGGGCGGAUGUAUCUGACCGAUGGAUAUACUAACAGCAGUCUUGUGCCGUCAGGCGGACAUGAGACUAUCAGAAGCUUUGAAGAUCUGUGCCAGCUUCGCGUCGACGUUCCAGGAGACUUCUUCGAGGAAGUCAACCUGGAAGACGAAAUGCGAAGCACGCGUAUGGGACCCUGGCAGAAGUGCUUUACGUGCGGCAACGCGGAACCAUGGAAAAAGUGCGGACGUAAGUGCGGCUGA
Molecule: messenger RNA, 285 nt
Organism: Laetiporus sulphureus 93-53
Lineage: Eukaryota; Fungi; Basidiomycota; Agaricomycetes; Polyporales; Laetiporaceae
Exons: 1
Source: RefSeq, a predicted model, not a curated record